Molecule: messenger RNA, 7557 nt
Organism: Lutzomyia longipalpis
Lineage: Eukaryota; Metazoa; Arthropoda; Insecta; Diptera; Psychodidae
Gene: Klp31E
Product: kinesin-like protein KIF21A
Exons: 14
Coding region: 192-4739 (1515 amino acids)
Biological process (GO): microtubule-based movement; mitotic spindle organization
Molecular function (GO): microtubule motor activity; microtubule binding; ATP binding
Source: RefSeq, a predicted model, not a curated record
CUAUAUUCUCUUUUGUGUGCGCCUUUGGGCAUUGCUGGGUGAUCUCUCUUCUCUUGCCCAUUGGAGACUCACUGGGAAUUUACUGUGUGCGCGCCCCCGUGACUUCUUUGCCAGAUUUAUUCUCUAUUCAAUUACAACACUGGAAAGAAGGAAGAUAUUGAAGUGGAUUCCAUCACGUACCAUCGGGCAAAAUGUCUGAUAAUGAUAAGGAUAAGGACUCAUCCGUCCGGGUUGCUGUUAGAAUCCGCCCACAAAUACCCCGAGAAAUCAUCGACAUGUGUCGUGUUUGUACACAGGUGACACCGAAUGAGCCUCAAGUGCUCCUUGGCACUGAUAAAGCCUUCACAUAUGAUUUUGUGUUCGACAUGGAUGCAACACAGGCUGAGAUAUACGACAAAUGUGUGGAAAAGCUAAUUGAAGGGGCACUCAGGGGCUACAAUGCAACAGUUUUGGCUUAUGGACAGACUGGCUCAGGGAAAACGUAUACGAUGGGUACGGGAUUCGAUAGAGAGAUUAUUGAGCUGCAAGAGGGUAUAAUACCGAGGGCUGUGAGACACCUAUUUAGUGGUAUUGAAGAUGUUCAGGCACGUGGAGAAGAUAGUGAUGGUGUUGUGGUUGGACCCGUGCAAUUUAGUGUUGCUGCACAAUUUAUGGAACUCUACAAUGAGGAAAUUAUUGAUCUCCUUGAUCCCUACAAUAAAGGGAAAGUUUAUAAAAUUCACGAAGAUCCCGCUGGUGGGAUAUCCGUUGCUGGUGCAACAAUAAAACCCAUUGCAGGUCCACAGGAUGCACUCAGAUGUCUGCAACAGGGUGCUCUGGCGAGAACAACUGCAUCAACACAGAUGAAUGCACAGUCGUCGCGAAGUCACGCACUAUUUACCAUCCUCAUACGCCGGCAGCGUGUUAUGAGUGCCGAAGAGAGUGGGAUGCCAGAUGGGGAUUUGGAGACGCUCACGUCGAAAUUCCAUUUUGUCGAUUUAGCAGGAUCGGAGCGCCUUAAGCGUACAGGAGCGACAGGUGAACGUGCCCGCGAGGGGAUCUCCAUCAAUUGUGGCCUUCUGUCGUUGGGGAAUGUCAUCUCAGCACUGGGUGAUAAGUCAAAGAAGGCAUCACACAUUCCCUAUCGAGAUUCCAAGCUCACACGAUUGCUCCAAGACUCACUGGGAGGAAACAGUCAAACAGUGAUGAUAGCGUGCGUUUCCCCGAGCGAUCGUGAUUUCAUGGAGACGCUCAAUACGCUAAAAUAUGCAAAUCGUGCGCGAAAUAUUAAGAAUCGCGUACAAAUCAAUCAAGAUCAGAGUUCGAGGACCAUUUCACAAUUGCGCAGAGAAAUUGCAGCGCUACAGCUGGAAUUGCUUGAGUACAAGCAGGGUAAGAGGAGUGUCGAUGCCGACGGGAAUCCCGCCAUUUCGGAUACAUUCCAUGAGAAUGCAAUGCUCCUGCAGGACAAUAAGCGUCUACAGCAACGCUUGAAAGCCAUGCAAGAAUCCGUGAAUGCGCUAACAGAGAGAAAUGCUGAAUUGUUGUCGGAGAAGGCAAUAGCUGGAUGGGGUCCAAUUGGGGAUUCGGAUAAGUCAAUGAGUGAAAUGGUUGCGGGGUACUUGAAGGAGAUUGAGAAGCUAAAGGCAAAACUCAUUGAGUCAGAUCAGAUGUAUCAACAGCUGAAGAAGGCAACAAAUUCACCGAGGAAUAUAAAUAAGAAUCUCUUCUAUGCUGAUGAUGAUGCCGAUGAUGUGCUAACACUUGCCAAGAGGGAGAUUGAGAAGGAGAGGGAACUUCUAAUGUCUCGAUCACUGCCCGGACUUGAUGAUGCCAAUAAUCAGAAUGUGGAUAAUGAAUCGGCUGACAGUGAUUCUGAUACAGAAUCCGAUGAUAAGACUGGUGAAAUGCAGGCAGAACUCAAUGAUAUUAGUUCAGACAUUGAGCUAAAGACAAAGCUAAUUGAGCAGCUGGAACUCUCACAAUUGCGUAUGCGUCGAAUGCAGGAGCACUAUGAGGAGAAAUUGAAUGUGUUGACGGUUAAAAUUGCCGAUACACAGCGUGAGAGGGAUAAGGUGUUGUCCAAUAUGACAUCAAAUCAUCCAGCUGGUGGACCACCAUCGAGUGAUAAAGUGAAGAAAGUGCGGGAGGAGUACGAGAAGAAGUUGAGUGACAUGCAGCGCGAAAUGCGGAAGCUUCAGUCAGCUCAGAAGGAGCACCGUAGGCAGCAGCGUGAACUGCAAAUGCAGGAGGCACAGCUGAAGAGUCUCAAGAGUGAAUUGGCCGAGUUGAAGAGUAAUAAGAUAAAGCUCAUACGACGUAUGAAUGAGGAGACAAAGAGGCACAAUGAGGAGGAUAGUCGAAAGACACGGGAAAUUGCGCAACUCCGGAAGGAGGCGCGGAAGCAUCAGAACACCAUAAAGAGCCUCCAAGCGCAGGGAGCGGCAAAGGAUCAGGUGUUGAAGCGUAAAACGGAGCAGGUGUCUGCGUUGAGACGCAUCCAGAGAGCACCGCUGAGUGCAAAGGCAUCGGGCAGAGUUAAUGGUCGGAAGCACUUGGAUGAGUUCAAUGUGAGGCAGGCACGUGUAAAGUGGGAAACACUGCAGAGGGUAAUUUCUCGUGCAGCCCGCAGUCGUCAGGCUGUUGUGGAGCUCGAGCGGGAAUUGGAGCGUCUUCUCAGUGAUCGUGAUAUGUUGUGUCAUGAUCUGACUAAUCUCAAGAGGCGACAGAAGAUGCUACCGAGUCAGGAAUUGGCAUCCGAAGAGGAUGACAUUACGUCCAAUUUGAACUAUAUUCAAGAGAACAUUACUCAAGUGCAGCACGCUAUAAUAGAGCUCGAGGAGGGCAAGGAGUCCGCCACGGAGGCACACACGAUGCAGAGUCUCCUUGAGAGUGUCCGUACGGUGGAUGAGGCAAAAUUCUACAUGGAACGUCUCUGUGGGGCUGCAAUUGCACAAACAUGCGAUGUGGCCAUUACGGAGAUGCGUCUCAAGGAGAGAGAAGCCUUACUGAAUGAGGUGCAGCAGGAUAGUACGAUGCAGCAGCAACUUCUGCAGCAUGUUCUGUCGCAGACACCAAUUAAUUUUGGGAGUGGGGAUGGCUAUGCGGGAAGUAGCUCAAAUGCUGGUGGACGUCAAUCACCGACAAAUUCAAUAAGUAGCACGAGCACUUUUGACAUUCCGCCCAAUGCUUCAAUUCUCUCAGAGUUCUCUCGGGAUGCUACCAAUGGGCUCCUAAGUCCCUCAAGUAGUCGUAGUCCAUCGCCAAGCCUUGAAACGGACAGCACAAGGAGCUCAAUGAGAAUGACAAAGAUCAGAAGAUUGAAGGCAUUACCUCAGGAAUUACUAUUUGGAAGUUCCAAUGAAAAGGACGAUAGCAUGACAAGAUCUUAUCAUCUUCAGCAGGAAAGUGGGCGAAGUUUCAUACCAAUUUCCCGUGUACCAAGUGCUCCGGGAUCACUAAAAGGCCUACAACCAAAUCCAACACCGCAGUCACUGAGACCACCCAUUUCGCCGCUCUUCCCACGGAAAUCCUUUGAUACGGGUGCAACACCCCUUUCUCCAAGGCUCACAAGACGUCCUAUUCCCAAUAAGGCGUCACCGGGAUUAGAAGAAAACGAUGCAGUGGCAUCGCAAUCACCUCCUGUCUAUCGGCGAAUGAGCUCCCGGGAGGAGACGAGUGGAGAUGUCUUUUCGCGACUUGGUGCCGGAAUGCAGGAUCCACCACCCGGUGGGAGGAUACGUGAAUUCGAUGGCAAGGCAAGAGCCAAUGUUCCAUUGCAUUGCACACAUGUGGUCGAAGGACAUACGAAUUCCGUGCUGUCUGUGAGAGUUAUCGAUACGACGCUAUUCACAGCGGCUGCGGAUAGGACGGUGAAAGUGUGGGAUUUGACCACAGGAACAUCGUCGCAUUGCCUGUCAGCCCAUCCGGGUCCUGUGAUUGCCGUGGAAUACGAUAGCAAGAAACAUCUUCUCUUCUCUGCCUCCGCCGGGUUCAUUCGGGCAUGGGAUCUGCGAAUGAGCACCGCGAGGCCCGUAAAGACCCUUUGCUCCUCUGGGUCAACACUCUCGGGUUUGGCCGUACUGAAUCCCCUUCAAUCAGGCGAAAGUUCCAUCACCGCCCUGUGUAUGGGGGCAUCGGGGUCACUGUACACAGCGGCUUCGGAUAAAGUACGUAUUUGGGAUAUACGACAAUUUUCAUGCACUGGGAAACUUUCGGGGGGACAUCAGGCGGCUGUGAUGUGUGUUACGGCAUGGAGUGGACCGAAUAGUACGGACUUUGUGGCGACAGGUUCAAAAGAUCACUAUGUCAAGGUGUUUGAGGUACCAUCGUCAUCUGGGCUUGUAUUGCCACUCCUUCAUCUCGAACCACCGCACUACGAUGGCGUCCAAGCGCUCACAGUUGCCAAUGAUGGGGUGGGUGUGGAUGCAGAACUUUUCUCCGGGAGUCGCGAUACGGGCAUUAAGCGAUGGGACUUGAGGACUGGAGAGCUAAAGCAGUCACUGAAUAAUGCACACAAGGGCUGGGUAUCAGGCAUGGCAAUAUGUGGCGAUGUCCUCCUAUCCGGCUGUCGUGGUGGCAUCGUGAGGUUGUGGAGUGUUCGGACGUGUGAUUCACUGGCGGAAAUGAAGACAGAUUCACCCAUUAAUGAUAUCAUUGUGGCCGAUCAGCGCAUUUAUACAGCAUCCAAUGACGGAAAAGUCCGUCUUUGGCGUCUUUCAUCCACUGCAAAGAGAUUUCGGGCGGACAAUGGGAGAUGACAGCAAAUUCCCAAGCAUCCGAAAUCCUUCCUACGGCAGCCAAGCAUAAAAUUAUCUGGUGGCACAACAUCAAAUCAACAAGCGUCCAGGAGAAUUGUACCGGUGAGGCCUAAAAUAAUCUCAAGUCAAAAUGCAGGAAAUCAAUAUAUGAGCAAUUAUGCGAGUUUUAGAAUUUUGCCUUCAUAGAUAACAAAAAAAAAAUUGGAUAGAGAAAUAAUAUUAUAAUAUGAAAAUAAUGUGUUUCUGAGAAACGUAUUUGUGAGGAUAAUUCGUAGGAUUUUCAAUAUUAUAACCAAGUAAAAGAAAAACCCAACAAUUAUGAUAUUUGAAAGGAGUUUACAGUGAAGAGAUAUGAGAAAAAUAAUUUUUAAAACUUUUAGUAAUUUCAAUAAAAUUUAAAACUUUCUUUUAAAAACAAAGCCAUUAAUAUUGCCCCUGAUCUUAUGUUUAGGAAAAUUAGUCUUUUGCUUAGGAAUUAUUCCAUUUUACACAAGAAAAUAUUUUCUUUUUUUUUCUAAAGAACGUUUCUUCUGAUCAAAAAUAGAACACUUUCCUGAUCAAAAGACCAAUUUUUUGUCCAAAAUAAAAUUAAUGCCGAGAGAACUUGAAAGGUAUAGCAAAGCAAUAAAAGCUCUCUGUGGAAAAAUCAACAGAAAAGGUGCAAUUUUGCUUGAUGAAGAAACGCGAAGAAGGAAAAGGAAAACUUUCAAAAUUGGCCAUCAUUUUUUUUUCUCCGUAGUAUGGCAAUUAAUUAAUAACAAUUAAAAUUAAAUGAAAACUUCGCCGUUUCUCAUUGCAAAGUAAAAAAAAAUGUGGGUGGGUUUUAAAUUUAAAUUAUCAUCCGUGGAAGUUACUUUUUCUCUCGGUAUACACAUUACACCAAAAAAGAGGGAUGUUUUGUGUGAAAAUUUAUAACAGAUAUUUCAUUAUAUGAACACUCGGCGGGCAGAAAAGGAUUCAAGAGUGGCAAAAUUUUCAUACAUUCGCCUCAACAACUUGAUAACCAGGAGGAAAGUUUUUCCUCGAGAGAGAGUGAGAAAUGCCAAAAAUACUCAAAAUAUAAAUGCACAUUGUUUUGAUUCAUGAAUAAAUUAUAUUUUAUGACCAUUUAAAAUAAAUUUUGAAAGUACCUUCUCAUGAAAAACUCUUCUUUUUACCACAAAAUUUGUUUCUCAUCGGAUACAAGAAGUUUUGUGUUUGUCAAUGAGCCAAAGUUGAAGGUUUGAUAAAAAAAACGACGGAUAUUGAGAAAGUUUCAAUUUAGUAAAAAUUAUUUUACAUUUUCGUACGAAAAGUAUUUUAAAAAAAACUGGUAUUAAAUGUGUAGGGAUUUACUUGAUGUCCCAUGUAGGAUUUGAGAGAAUUUGAAAAGGAUUAAAAAAAAAUCGAUUUUAUUGAAUUAGGCAAAUCCUUUAAUUAAAAAUACGAAUUCAGCAAAAAAAUUAGAGGAAGGACUCGUUAGGAUGUUUUCAGUGAGCGCAACGAGACUAUAUAAUCCAUUAAAAAAACUUUUUACAAGAGCUCAACCAGAAGAAGAAUCAAGCGUGUAAAAAAAAAACAAGUCCUAAAAUUGAAAAUUUUGGAGUUUAUCAAUAAUUGAAAUUAAUAUUUCUUGCCACUGAAUAAACUCCAGAUUAACAGAAAAAAAUAUAAUUUUUUAGAACUAAAAAUUCAAUUUAUUGAACAAAAGAUAAGUAGGUAUUAAAAAGAAAGGUUAAAGGAAUCAAAAUUUAUUUUUUUUGUAGUUCUUUUAAAAAUAAAAAAUAUUUAAAUACAGUGCCGAGAAAAAGAUAGUUUUGGCCAGCCUGUAAAAAAAAGCUUUCUUUAGUAAAAGAGGUUUAGGCCUAAAAAACAUAAAAAAUAUUUUAUUAUCAGGAUAGAUUCAAUAAAAAAAAAAACAGAAAAAAAGAACAUUUCAAGUUUCAUUCUCUUAUUAUUAGCUAGAUUUUUUCAAACUAUUUUCUGAUUUCUUUCAAUAAAAAUUUAAAGGGAAAUCAUCUUUCAUAUGAAACCCGAGAUAAUUUAAAAAAAAAACUUAAAACUUUUAAAAUGUAUUAAAAAAUAUUUAAUACUUAAAGAAUUCUAUGGCACUGUAUUUAAAUAAAAAAAAACGAAGAUUUUCCUAAAAAAAAUCCAUUUUAGAAGAAAAAUUAAAUUUUAUUCGCGAAUAAAAAAUUAAAACUAAGUUGGGCCCAAUAUGUCAGAGACAAUAUUAAAAAAAAAAUAAAAAAGGAUGUGAAGAUAAUUAGAAUAAAAUUAAUUAAACAAUGAUGUACUUAAGGUGUGGAUAAAAAACAUUUUCUUUCCUAUUUAGUAGAUUUUCUUUUUAACAAAACAAGAGGCUGUAUUAUUUUCCAGUUAACACAAUUUUUUUUUAGUAAAAGUAUUACCGUAAAUUAGAAGUAUUUAAAUUUAAAUUAAUUUUUGUAUUAUUUUUAAAUUAUUCUUAAUAAGACUUGACAAAUUUCUCUUCUGCUACGGCGGAGAAGAAUAAUUUAAAAACAAUUUGUAAAAAAAAUGAGCUCAAAAGUUUAAUGAAGUUAAUUAAGAAUUUAUUUUUUAAUUUAUAUAAUAUUUCAUUUAACAUUCUUCUACAAUUUAAUUUUCAUUUAAAACAUUAAAUGAGUGAUAAAUGAGAAAAUGCAACUUUGUGUUUUUGGUGCAGCAAAAGUUAAAAAAAUAUGAAAAUUAUAUAAACUUUAAUGCUGUAGAAUGUAAUGAAUUUAAUUAUAUAAUAAUAUAUAUUUAUCAAAUUUAAUAUGUAAAGCAGAUUAAGGAGAAUGAAUUAAAUAAAUUCCAUGCAUUCUCUUGUGCAGUA